Messenger RNA from Pieris napi, 1640 nucleotides. Its product is annotated as homeobox protein pnx-like. Lineage: Eukaryota; Metazoa; Arthropoda; Insecta; Lepidoptera; Pieridae. Gene Ontology annotation, molecular function: DNA binding; DNA-binding transcription factor activity, RNA polymerase II-specific. Bases 75 to 908 code for a protein of 277 amino acids. The transcript is spliced from 3 exons. The record is from RefSeq and is a predicted model, not a curated record. Gene Ontology annotation, biological process: regulation of DNA-templated transcription.
UUCGCGUCAAAACCGCGGCUCAUAAUGUCACUGUUACGUUUAUUGCAAAGAGGUUUCGUACCAAAGAUAAAACAAUGAACAUGUCAGAACGCAUAUCCAGUUCGUGUGAUGGCGGUUAUAACAAAAAUAAAAGUGUGUGCGAAUCAGAUAGUGAUAGUGAAAAUGAAAUUGAUGUGAUUUGUGAAAAUAGUGAAUCUAGUGUUGAUGGUCAAUCCGACGGUUUUAGUCAUCCAACUGGGGGAAAUGUUUAUGAAAAAUUAUUUAAUAAAGACUACGUCUUAUCUAGUCAUGAUUUGCAUAAAAACUCUUUGCUUACAGACAACAAAAGUAAAACCUUCUUGAUAGAUAAUAUUUUAGGUAAUUUUAAAAAUAAGCCAAAUGAUAGAGCUGAAAAUAAUCUAGAAGGUGGCGAUGAACACAAUGUAUCAUCAACGUCAACUUGUGCAGAACUAGGUGUGCUGAACGGAGCAGAAAUUCUAGCUGGCCAUGCCUACGCGCACUGGCUGGCGACAAGGCAGACAUCAUCAAAUUUCUAUGAUGACAAAGGCAAUCGAAGAUCGCGUCGAUCGGGACCCGAAAGAAAGCCGCGUCAAGCAUACAGUGCAAAACAAUUGGAAAGACUGGAAGCUGAGUUUAAACUGGACAAGUAUUUAAGUGUAUCAAAACGUAUGGAACUGUCAAAGGCCCUAGAUCUAACAGAGGUACAAAUAAAAACGUGGUUUCAAAAUCGUAGAACUAAGUGGAAAAAGCAAUUAACAUCUCGCUUGAAGAUCGCGCAACGGCAGGGCUUGUUUCCGGGACAUAUCUUGGGACACACUCCACAAACAUACUCCCUUUUGAGUCCUUACGUCUACCAACCACUAAGUUGUGUGUUCACACCUGUAACGCUACCAUCUUCGCCUCCAUAAACUAUUUGUAUAUCAUUUAUAUAAUUGUAUCAAGCAAAGGUGAUAUGACAUUGUAAUAGUAUCGAAUAAAAUAAGUAGGUAAUGUGGAAAAAAGUACCAAUUGUACUUUCGGACGGACAUCUGCGCUUACAAAUCACUUCGAUGACGUCAUAACCUCACACGCACUAAUGAAGUUAUUCUGACUGCUAAGGAUAUAUAGUGCAUAGUGCCUCUCAGCCAUAGCCACUGGAGUCUUCGAGCGGGCUACUCGGUGGUUAGAUUGGUCGAGGAUGGAGGAAUAGUUCACCAUCCUUCCAUGAAACAAUAUUUGAAAUCACUACUGGCACCAAUGGUACUAUAGACUAAUCUAGACUUUUGUUAACAUUAUAUUUAUGUUUAGAGAUGGGGCUAAAAAUUGAGUUACUUUUAAUCGUAGCGAUUAUCUUUUACUAAAGGUUAUUUUAUAUUUCGACGUAGUUCACGUUUCAGGUUUAUACACCUAGUAUAUCUUUUUUCUAACAAAUAGUACAAAGGCGACCACUGCGUUAUCAUCUUCAAAUUUAUAGCCCCUACAUUGUUUCUUGAACCGCUGAAGAAACCACUAUGAUGUAGGAUGUUCCAUCAAUUUGAAGCCAGCGUCUUGAAUAGCAGCCACCGCAACUGGACUUGUGCGCGGGGCGUUACCUUAAGGCCGAUUUACAUUAUCUUAGUGAUUAGGAGAGUGCUUUAGGAUGGUACUUUAGUUGAAACAUG